This is a messenger RNA of Benincasa hispida (wax gourd), 1089 nucleotides long. The record is from RefSeq and is a predicted model, not a curated record. Lineage: Eukaryota; Viridiplantae; Streptophyta; Magnoliopsida; Cucurbitales; Cucurbitaceae.
UAUAUAAAAUUUUACAUGAAGUCCUUGACCGUUAGAAAAUUUUCACAGGUUGCACUAAGAAAAUUCAAGUGGAAAAACUGCCAAAAUCCUCCAGACGCCAAAGUUGCAAGCAUUGUAGAUCAGGAAACAUUGAGGGAAAACAUAGUGUUCGUGAUCGGAACAAAUGGUCGAUUAUAUCAGUACAAUAAAGUGACCGAGUUAUGGCAUGAACAUCAUCAGUCUCAGCAUCUACUUCUUUCAAGAUUGCCUGGAACAGCAACAAGACCAUCACCAUAUUCUCUUAUAGGCUCACUAUUUAUGAUCUCUGAAGAUGGUGGCCUCAUUGAAUAUCAUUGGAAUCCAUGGGAUGGUUGGAACUGGGUGGAGCAUGGAAGACCAUAUAGAGGCGUGACGUUUGUGAGCGCGCCUGGGCCAUGCUUUGAAGGUAAUCAACUGUUUCUCAUUGGUUCAGAUGGAAGAGUAUACCUAAGAUAUAUUGAACAAGACACAUGGAAAUGGAGAAACUGUGGUUUCCCACAUCAGUUUGAUAGAGAUGGGAAGGUGGAUUCAAGAGUUGGAAAAGGACUAAUUUGUGUUGAUGAAGAGCUUACAUUGGAGAAAGAUCUUGAAGAUGUAAAGGAUAUUGACAAAAACUGUGAUCCAAAGGUUUCUUCUACUAGACCAAUUCAAUUUUCUGAGGAUGCAGUCAUUUUUGAGCUAAAGGAUGGUAGGUUGGCAGAAAUACGACAAACGGAGGAAUCGAACUGGAUUUGGUCUCGGAUUAUCGUCACUCCAACGAGCUUAUGCAUUGCAGAUUACUGGACAGCUUUGGCAUCAUGAAAACUAAUACAAAGCUACAAAUGGUUUGAAGCAUUUAUAGGCAGAAGGCCUAGUAGGCUUAUAAAAUGUUGUAUAGAUAUAAGAGAGAAGAAAACAGUUAAUUUAAACAGAUGCUUUACUCUAUACCCAUUCCCCUGCCCUUGUAUAAAGAUCAAUUAAGGGAAUGUUUUUCCAGUUGUAUUGUUUGUAUGUAGCAUAAAUACAUGAAAAUAACUGCAAGCAAACAUGACUUUGAAUCAACUAAUGAAAGACCCAUUUUCAAAUAUUUAA